GAAGUGGGCAUAAGUGCUAAACAUUAGGUUUGUCCUUCUGGUACUUCGGGAGCAGCUCAAAGGCCAGAGCAGGGCACUGAGCUGCCUGUAGCACAGCUAACGCCGCCUGUAUCAGGAAGGGAUCCAGAGCGUGGCAUGCAGACAGCGACUGUUGCUCAGCUUUUUUUCAGCUAUCUAGAAUAGAUCUGACAAGCAAUUAGACCAUGAAUAUAUUACAGAGCCGAUGGGGGAUGCCUUUGUUAAAACUUGUGACCCAUACUUAGGUGCUGUUUACAUUGGCAGCAGCUUCGAGGGUGGGCAAGACCCUACCUGCCUGUCUUUCUGCUCGCUCCUUCCCCUUGCCGAGCGAGCUGGGGAGCUCUGCAUCUCAUUGGAUAUUUCAAAUGCUUUCUGCACAAGUCAUAAUUAAUGCUGAGUUGUGGAGCUAAGACCAGAUGUGCUGCUGCGAUUAUCUCCCAGGGCAGAUCGGCUGCUCUCCACUCUGGAGCGCUGGGUGAAUGGAAAGCUGCCAGUGCUGGGGCUCAGAAUGUGUCUGAUGCCUGAAGUCAGGACUUUCUUUCUCUGCCGCUCCUGCUGUCUGACACUGCCUGGUUUCUGCUUGAAGCUCAGUGCCUGUCAUGUAGCGGAGUGCUGCACAAGAACGAGAGGCAUCUUUGGACAGCGAUUGGAGGACACUGUGCAGUACGAGAGGAAGUAUGGCCAGCGGUUAGCCCCACUGCUGGUGGAACAGUGUGUGGAUUUUAUUCGGGAGCGAGGACUUACAGAGGAGGGACUCUUUCGGAUGCCUGGCCAAGCCAACCUUGUCAAAGAUUUGCAGGAUUCUUUUGACUGUGGAGAGAAGCCACUCUUUGACAGCAACACGGAUGUUCACACUGUGGCGUCCCUCCUGAAGCUUUACCUCCGAGAGCUGCCAGAGCCUGUCAUCCCCUUUGCCAAAUACGAAGACUUUCUUUCUUGUGGACAGCUACUCUCAAAAGAUGAGGGAGAGGGUACUCAGGAACUGGUUAAACAGGUGAAGAAUUUGCCCCAAGCUAACUACAAUCUCCUGAAGUACAUAUGCAAGGGGGGCUUUUCAAGGUUCCUUGAUGAAGUUCAGGCUCACUCCAGCGUUAACAAGAUGAGUGUUCAGAACCUAGCUACAGUAUUUGGACCAAAUAUAUUACGACCCAAAAUGGAAGAUCCAGUGACCAUGAUGGAAGGCACCUCACUGGUUCAGCACCUGAUGACGGUGCUGAUAAGUGAACAGGGGAGAAUCUUUGCUGUCCCUCAGGCAGAUGUGCCAGGGAGCCAACUGGAAAUCAGACCCAUGCGUCCACGCAACACUGUGGAGUGGAUUUCUGAGGAGGAUGGAGAGGAUAGCAGGUCAGAAAGCAAUGUUCCCAGCCCUGCUGAUCUGCCUUCUGACAAUGCUGUGGCACUGGAAGCCAUGUCUGGACCUGUAUUGAAAAACACCCCUCCAGAGCACAGCAGCAAGUUGGCUCAGCCUGCCACCAGCCCCAGCAAAAGAGUGCAGACACUGCCCCCGUGGAAAUACUCCUUCCGCCAGCAGGGAGCACGGUCUGUGAGCCCAAAGCUGGGCAGCUCAUCUCUAGAUAUCCCCAACCUCUCCUCCAGUGGAAACUGGCUGAUGAAUGGACUGUACUCUCUCCGAGGCCACCGCCGGACAGCCUCUGGGGAACGAGUUAAAGACUCUUGUUCUUCUCAAAGACUUUCUACUUAUGAUAAUGUCCCUUCAUCCAGCCUCUCCCUCAGCACACACAGUAUGGGCAGCACCACGUGGUCUACAUCAUCGUGUGAGAUCUCCGUGGUGGACUCGGUCAGCAGCUGCCCAGCCUGUCGGGCCAGCGACUCCUCGGUUUUAAGCUCUCUCCAAACCGAGUGGAUGACUCAGGGCUCACUGUCUCAGAGUGAGGUCAAGACUGCAGAUCUGGAGAACAGCAUCGACAGGUUAGAAGCCUGCAGCAGCAGCAGUGAGCACAGCAACCUAGCUCCAGCUUCCAGAGACUCUGUCAGAUGCUCUAGGGCCUUACAGAGCUUGGUGGUAGAGCUAAAGACAGAACUGAGCAAACAGAGGACUGAGUACGAGACCAGUAUCAAAAGAAUUGAAGAAGCAAGUGCAGACUUGAGGAAGCAAGUGGUUAGGCUAGAAGAAGAACUGGACCAAGAACGAAAGAAAUACACAAUGCUGGAGAUAAAACUGAGGAAUUCUGAACGUGCUCGGGAAGAUGCAGAGAAGAGGAAUCACCUCCUGCAGAAGGAAAUGGAAGAGUUUUUUUCAACAUUAGGAUGUUUAACUGGUGGGAGUCAAAGUGCUAAAGUCCCCAAAUAGAACAACCUGACGUACAUCACAGAAAACUCUAUUUCUGGCAAAACCAGUGAAAAAAAUGCACAUUUUGUUAAGUUAUACUCAUGUAUCAUGAGUACUUCUGCAGUGAUUGUGCUCUCAGUGACAUGUGCUCUGUUGUCUUUUCAUGUUCUUCUAGUAUUUGGGCCAGCUGGGUAAAGACUGCUAAGCAUAAUACUUGAACAUUUAGAUUUCAGAUUGCCAAGAAAGAGAGGACACACUUUCUAUCCACAGGUCAAAAGGUUCUGGUCUCCAUUGCUGUACUUGUUCCAUCUUUGGAUUCCCUGCACCCUCCUUUUGCUGGUUCACGGACAAUGGAAAGGCAUGGAAGGUGGGUGAGACCUGGGAGGACCGCAGUUCUAGAAUGUCACCUCAUUCAGUGUGGCUUAGCGUAUGGAUUGAAUAUGAGGUUUUUUCCUCCCUACUCUCUACGUAAAGUUUGUUCAGAUGUCUCAUUGCUGAAAGUGGAAUUAUUUUAUCAAGAUGCUUUGAAAACAGUGUCUACUGAACAGCUAAAAAUACUGGAAAUUUUGACAGUUUCGCUACGUUAUCCCUUAGGUACCAAACAGUUCCAUUUCCUCACAAAAAUAUGACUUAUUAAACUGUACCUGUUUAACAACCA
Messenger RNA from Meleagris gallopavo (turkey), 2966 nucleotides. Lineage: Eukaryota; Metazoa; Chordata; Aves; Galliformes; Phasianidae. The record is from RefSeq and is a predicted model, not a curated record.